CAUGCGCGCGACGACGGGGAGCCAUCGUGUGAUUCUUCGUUCUUUCACUGCCUUCUCUCGUCGCCGGCGUUUUCUUCGUUUCUUCGGUUACCGGAAUCUAGGGUUCCGACUAUGAAUGGGUUAUACUUGAAGUGGUGUGUAUUGACUUUUGUGAGCAAUCACGCUAGCUCACCGCUUCAGCCUCAGACUACUUUAAUGAACAAAGAAUAACAUCCCGUACUUUCCCACCAUUUAAAAGUUGCUUUUAAUCUUCACCUUUUUUUUUGGGGCUGCGCCUUUUUUCUCUGGCUCUGGCUAGAGUGGCCGGAAACGAUGUCGUUCUUAAAACGCAGAAAGGGCCCUGCGAAUUUCAUACAUGAUUCUGACCAAGAUGGCGAUAAGAGGGAGAAGGAGAAUGAGAAAGAAAAAGAGAAAAUUAAGAGAAAGGGGAAAGAAAUCAAGAAGACAAAGAAAUGGACUUGUGUUGAUACUUGUUGUUGGUUCGUCGGUUUUAUUUGCUCACUUUGGUGGUUUCUGCUGUUUCUGUAUAAUGCUAUGCCGGCCUCGAUUCCACAGUAUGUAGCGGAGGCGAUUGGAGGGCCAUUGCCGGAUCCGCCCGGCGUGAAAUUGAGGAAGGAGGGCUUGAUGGUGAAGCACCCCGUGGUUUUCGUGCCUGGCAUUGUGACGGGAGGAUUAGAACUUUGGGAGGGUCGUCAGUGUGCGGAAGGAUUGUUCAGAAAGAGAAUGUGGGGUGGCUAUUUCGGAGAGAUAUAUAAGAGACCUUUAUGCUGGGUUGAACACAUGUCAUUAGAUAAUGAAACAGGACUAGAUCAUCCAGACAUAAGAGUUAGGCCUGUAUCCGGACUUGUAGCAGCUGAUUAUUUUGCACCAGGUUAUUUUGUCUGGGCUGUUUUAAUAGCUAAUUUAGCUCGCAUUGGUUAUGAGGAGAAAAGCAUGUAUAUGGCUGCAUAUGAUUGGAGAAUCUCAUUUCAGAAUACAGAGGUCAGAGAUCAAACUUUGAGCAGAAUGAAAAGUAAUAUAGAACUCAUGGUGGCUACUAAUAAUGGUAAAAAAGUGGUUGUUAUUCCACAUUCAAUGGGUGUUCUAUACUUCCUUCAUUUUAUGAAAUGGGUUGAGGCACCAGCACCAAUGGGUGGAGGAGGUGGAUCAGAUUGGUGUGCCAAGCAUAUAAAAGCAGUCAUGAACAUUGGGGGACCCUUUCUUGGUGUUCCAAAAUCAGUUGCUGGACUUUUCUCCAUAGAAGGCAGGGAUAUAGCUCUUGCCAGGGCUAUGGCACCAGGCUUUUUGGAUAAGGAUGUUUUUGGACUUCACACCCUACAACAUUUAAUGCGGAUGACCCGGACAUGGGAUUCAACUAUGUCAAUGAUACCGAAAGGUGGAGACACCAUAUGGGGUGGCCUUGAUUGGUCUCCUGAGGGUUACUUUGACUGCAGUGCAAAGAAGCAGAAGAAUAAUGUUACACAUAAUUCAAUUCAAAAUGGCCAAGAACGCCUUGGGCAAGCAAAAAAUGUGAAUUAUGGAAGAAUUAUAUCAUUUGGGAAGGAUGUGGCUGAGUUACAUUCCUCCAGGCUUGAGAGGUUGGAUUUUAAGGGUGUAGACAAGGGUAGAAACCUUGCAAACUCAUCCCACUGUGAUUCCUGGACAGAAUACCAUGAAAUGGGUGUUGAGGGAAUCAAAGCUGUAUCAGAUUACAAGGCAUACACAGCUGAUGAUAUUAUUGAUCUGCUCAAGUUUGUUGCUCCAAAGAUGAUGAAGCGUGGAAAUGCACAUUUUUCACAUGGGAUUGCUGACAAUUUGGAUGAUCCAAAAUACAAACAUUAUAAAUAUUGGUCCAAUCCCUUAGAAACAACAUUACCAAAUGCUCCAGAUAUGGAGAUCUAUUCAAUGUAUGGAGUUGGGAUUCCUACAGAAAGGGCAUAUGUCUACAAGUUAACUGCUCCAUCUGAAUGCUACAUUCCCUUUCAGAUCGACACAUCGGCAGAUGGUGGAGAUGGCUCUUGUCUGAGGAAUGGAGUUUAUUCUGUAAAUGGAGAUGAAACUGUUCCUGUCUUAAGUGCUGGUUUCAUGUGUGCGAAAGGUUGGCGGGGAAGAACCAGGUUCAAUCCUUCGGGAAUCCGAACUUACAUAAGGGAGUACGAUCAUGCCCCUCCAGCUAAUCUUCUAGAGGGUCGGGGAACCCAGAGUGGCAAUCAUGUUGACAUAUUGGGGAACUUUGCAUUAAUUGAAGAUAUUAUAAGAGUAGCAGCUGGAGCCACUGGCGAGGACUUAGGUGGAGAUAGAGUCUACUCAGAGAUCUUUGAAUAUUCUGAAAAGAUCAACUUGAAGCUCUAGAUUCACAUUGAGGCCACAAUCAAACUUGCUUCUAUUUGAGAAGGAGCUGGUGUUAUGGGCUACAUAGGUGAGAAAGGCAGAGCCUGCUUUAGCCUGUCAUUAUUCUCUUAGGAAAUGCUGAGUCAGUUUUUACUGGAAAGAUCAGCCAAAAAAAGUAAAAAGAAAAAGUGAUCAAGCUCCAAGUUUGAUUAUUACAUGUAGAUUUGGAUGACAAGAUUUUUGUUAACUCUAUUGUUUCCUUAUUUUUUUCCCAUUUCUGUCAAUAGUAUUAUGAUUAUGAUGGUGGCUUGUAUCAGCUCAGUUGAAUGACUCUUUCCACAUGAAAUGCAUUUUUGUUCUUAUAA
This is a messenger RNA of Prosopis cineraria, 2675 nucleotides long. RefSeq names its product phospholipid:diacylglycerol acyltransferase 1-like. Lineage: Eukaryota; Viridiplantae; Streptophyta; Magnoliopsida; Fabales; Fabaceae. The transcript has 7 exons. The coding region runs from base 313 to 2331 and encodes 672 amino acids. Gene Ontology annotation, cellular component: cytoplasm. The record is from RefSeq and is a predicted model, not a curated record. Gene Ontology annotation, biological process: lipid metabolic process.